CGGUCUCCUUCUCUUUUGUGAUGGUACAUCCACUUCCGAUAUCCAGGUUGUUUCCGCCUUCGUCUACACUCAAUUACUUCUCCCCACUUUGCUCUCUCUGAAUUUCUCUCUGAUUCUUACUAUUUCCCUUCCAACUUCCAUUGAUUCUUUGAAAUUCUUGAGGUUUUCUUGUUUUCUUGAUGGACAAAGUGAACGGGCCAAGAAAUGGCGAUCCUUCCAGUCCGGUGGUGGACGGACCUACCAACCCUAUGGUUACUCCUUUGCUCACCGAUCUUUAUCAGUUCACUAUGGCUUAUGCUUAUUGGAAAGCCGGCAAGCAUGACGAGCGAGCUGUGUUUGAUUUAUAUUUUCGGAGGAAUCCUUUUGGUGGUGAAUAUACAAUUUUUGCUGGUUUAGAAGAGUGCAUAAGACUUAUUGCUAAUUUCAAAUUCACAGAGGAAGAAAUCUCAUUUGUCAAGCAGGCUUUACCUUCAUCCUGUGAGGAAGCGUUCUACAAUUAUCUUAGAGGAAUCGACUGUUCUGACGUUGAGGUCUAUGCUAUUUCAGAGGGAUCAGUUGUUUUCCCGAAGGUGCCCUUAGUGAGGGUUGAAGGGCCAGUUGCUGUAGUUCAAUUACUUGAAACACCAUUUGUAAAUCUUAUUAAUUAUGCAUCGUUAGUUACUACAAAUGCCGCAAGGCACCGUUUUGUUGCUGGAAAGUCUAAAGUUCUUCUCGAGUUUGGACUUCGGCGAGCUCAGGGACCUGACGGUGGAAUUAGCGCCUCAAAGUACUGCUAUAUGGGAGGAUUCGAUGCAACAAGCAAUGUUGCAGCUGGGAUGUUAUUUGGCAUACCACUUCGUGGAACACAUUCCCAUGCAUUUGUCAGCUCAUUUAUGAGCCAAGAUGAGAUCAUAAAUAAGUCACUUUGUAGCAGUGAUGGCUUACGCACAUGUGAAGAUUUUCCAAGUGCAGUUCAAACGUGGUUAAACAAGAUUCAGUGGUUGCCUUCAUUCCAUGGCACUUUUGGUGAGACCAACCAAAGUGAGUUGGCUGCAUUCACGUCUUAUGCUUUGGCAUUUCCAACUGACUUCCUUGCUCUUGUGGAUACUUAUGAUGUUAUGCGGAGUGGAAUCCCUAACUUCUGUGCGGUUGCGCUGGCACUUAAUGAUUUGGGGUACCGAGCUAAAGGGAUUAGGUUGGACUCUGGUGAUCUAGCAUAUUUGUCAUGUGAGACACGGAAAUUUUUUAUGGCUAUUGAAAAGGAGUUUGGAGUACCUGGAUUUGGAAAAAUAAAUAUUUCUGCCAGUAAUGACCUCAAUGAGGAAACUUUAGAUGCAUUAAACAAGCAGGGUCAUGAGGUUGAUGCAUUUGGAAUUGGAACCUAUUUGGUUACAUGUUACGCUCAGGCUGCUUUAGGAUGUGUCUUCAAGCUAGUUGAAAUAAAUAACCAGCCCCGCAUUAAACUUUCUGAAGACGUUUCAAAGGUCUCAAUUCCAUGCAAAAAGCGUAGUUUUAGAUUAUACGGGAAGGAAGGCUAUCCUCUGGUAGACAUAAUGUCAGGCGAGAAUGAGCCGGCACCUAAGGUGGGUGAAAGAAUUCUAUGUCGUCAUCCAUUUAACGAAUCGAAAAGAGCAUACGUGGUGCCACAGCAAGUAGAGGAGCUCCUCAAGUGCUACUGGGCUGGAAAAUCAGGUAAAGCAGUGGAAUGUCUACCAGCUCUGAAGGACAUAAGAGAUCGUUGCAUUAAACAACUUGAGAAAAUGCGUCCCGAUCACAUGAGAAGACUUAAUCCGACGCCAUACAAAGUUAGCGUGAGUGCAAAGCUAUAUGAUUUCAUUCAUUUCUUGUGGCUAAAUGAGGCACCUGUUGGGGAAUUGCAAUGAACCCAUAAUUGACAGCAUCAGCCCAAAGUAAGAUUCGUUGUUCCUAUAACACAGAUAAAAACAGCCUCCUGCUUGUUUUUUAGUUUUUUAUUCUCAAUAAAACAUCACAGUGGCUUGCGUUUAUUAGUUGUACUGAACUUUUCUCUUUCACUCUCAAUAGUUUAGAUAUGAACAAUAAUUGAGUUUGAAUUUGCUUCACUUUGGUCA
Cucurbita pepo subsp. pepo (vegetable marrow) is the source of this 2069-nucleotide messenger RNA. RefSeq names its product nicotinate phosphoribosyltransferase 2. Lineage: Eukaryota; Viridiplantae; Streptophyta; Magnoliopsida; Cucurbitales; Cucurbitaceae. Gene Ontology annotation, molecular function: nicotinate phosphoribosyltransferase activity. Gene Ontology annotation, cellular component: cytosol. Gene Ontology annotation, biological process: NAD+ biosynthetic process via the salvage pathway. The record is from RefSeq and is a predicted model, not a curated record.